GACGUGACUUUGAACGCGGCAUUGUGACGACAUACGUAAGGGUGGGAGGCUGCAGUCGCGCUCUGAACUACAAUACCCAUAAUACCGUGCGCGCGCGUUAACGGUAACCGCUCGGAUGUUGCGAUAUCGCUGGCAGCCAAAGAUUGCUGUGGUUGCAGAGAUUAGGCUGCUCGGGUCGAAACCUCUGCCUAAUGUUUUGAUGGAUGUCAAAUUUGUCGAUCGCUGAUCUGCAGCCGCCGACGGACGCUUCGGUUUCCCGUUGACUCAGCGCGUAUUUGUGUUUUUUUAGAAAGGCUGCAGCGCGCUAAUACGUUAGCUAACAAAAAAAACAAAAAAAAACAGUAUUAUUGUAGAUGGGUGGGAAUUAAAUAGCUUGGCGGGGGAGCAAUGUGCCAACACACUGUCGCUCCUAUUGAAUGAGGAUGGAAAGAUCUUUUUCGGCCAACGACAUCGCACAAGUUACACGUCGGACACAUCGCGCACGGGGACGUUCUCUUCAAAGGAUCGCCCGGGUAACCUUACACGAAAUGUCAUAGCGCGUAAGUGGCUAGCACUCGGCUAGCUCGGUAAUGGUCGGACGCGAUGGGGAAGGACCUACUGUUGUCAUCAGCAUCGGCCGACCGCGAGCAGCUGGAUGGAUAGCCACGGACACACUUUCUCCGGAGAUGCUUUAGCCUCCUGGGCGGUGUAACACACUUACAUAACGAGCGACUCGCGGCCGCUCCGGCUCGCACGAAACGGACUUGUGUUCGGCGAGAAAAUUGGGGAAAUUUGCCACGGAAAAUCUCAACAUCAUCAUAAAGUGUGUGUGUGUGUGUGUGUGUGUGUGUGUGUGUGCGCGCGCGCUUGAAAAAAAAGGGGGCCAUCACUGUCACGUUUCGAGGCUGCGACUCGCACGAAGCUUCGUCGGGUUCGUGAAGGUUUUACAUGUCUGAUCUGCAUUAGUGCAACAAUUCUGUACGCGGAAAUCAAGCCGAUCGUCUGUCGCGUCUGCGACCGAAGCAGCAGAGAAUACUCCUGCCGCCGUCGUUUGGGACAACAUGAGGAAGUUCUUCGAUUCUCGCCGGGAGUUGGUCAGCUCCGGGCCUGGCUCCGGGGGAGGCGGCAGCUCCGCGUCCAGUCACGCAGGCGGAAAUUUCAUUGGACGAGCCUUCACCGUCGGCCGACACCAAGUCACCGUUGACGAGAUUGUUGCUGAAGGUGGUUUCGCAAUUGUGUUCCUCGUGCGCACAAACCAAGGGGUGCGCUGCGCCCUGAAGAGGAUGUACGUCAACAAUGAGUAUGAUCUGCAGGUGUGCAAACGCGAGAUUCAAAUAAUGAAAGACCUCGUCGGCAACAAGAAUAUUGUUGGUUAUCUGGACUCCAGUAUCACAGCGAUGGGAUCAAGGGAUGUAUGGGAGGUUCUCAUACUUAUGGACUAUUGCAAAGGGGGGCAGGUGGUCAAUUUGAUGAAUCAGAGACUGCAGACUGGCUUCACUGAGGCGGAGGUGCUGCAGAUCUUCUGUGACACCUGCGAUGCUGUUUCUCGUCUGCACCAGCGCAAGAUACCCAUCAUCCACAGAGACCUCAAGGUGGAGAACAUCCUCCUGCACGACAAGGGCCAUUAUGUUCUGUGUGACUUUGGCAGUGCCACCGACAAGUUCCAGUGCCCACAGACCGAAGGAGUGGCCACCGUGGAGGAAGAGAUCAAAAAGUACACCACUUUAUCAUAUCGUGCCCCUGAAAUGGUCAACCUCUACAACAACAAGAUCAUCACCACCAAAGCAGAUGUCUGGGCUCUGGGUUGUUUGCUGUACAAGGUUUGCUUCUUCACUCUGCCCUUCGGUGAAAGCCAGGUGGCCAUCUGUGAUGGCAGUUUCACCAUUCCAGAUAACUCUCGCUACUCUUAUGAUCUUCACUGCCUCAUUCGAUACAUGCUGGAGCCAGACCCAGACAAAAGACCAGAUAUCUACCAGGUGUCCCACUUUGCUUUCAAACUAGCACAGCGGACCUGCCCUGUUCAGAAUGUAAAGAAUUCUCCAAUUCCCUCAAAACUUCCUGAGCCAAUCAAAGCGAGUGAGGCUGCCGCAGCAAAGAAGAGCCAGACUAAGCCCAGACUGACAGAUCCUGUUCCCACCACUGAAACCUCCAUUACCCCUCGCCAGAGGCCCAAAGCAGCCCAUACCCAGCCUGCUGCUGGCAUUCUACCCAUCCAGCCUGCUGCUCUCACCCCUCGCAAACGGCCUAAUCUCCCUGGUGGUGCAGCUCAGCCUGUCGGAGUCAGCUUAGACCUCUCUCAGCCAGCUGCAGCUCUGCAGUCGCAGAAGGCACAGACUUCAGCUCUGCCUCUCAUCCAGACACAAAAUAAUUCAAGUCAGGCUGUGGCUCCGCUGAAGCAGGCCGUGCAGCCAGCCGCCGCUACAGGAGCAGAGGCUACAGCGGUCGCAGUUGUAUCACCAGUGACCAAGAGUGACGUCCAACCACAAGCACAGCCAACAGUCCAUCCGCAGACCUCACCUCCCUCUGUGGUCGGCUCCGCCUCCCAGCAAACUACUCCAUCCAGCCCAGCCCCACCGCAGCGGCCAGCUCGACGCAAGCAGGCCGGCCAGCCUCAGCAGCCGGCGGCUCAGCCUUCGCCCAGCAAACCGGCCUCCGCUCAGCCGCCUGCAUCCCAGCCGCAGCAGAUAAAUCAGCCAUCGGCCGGGCAGGCACAGCCUGUCUCCACUGAGAUCAGCCAAAAAUCAGCUGAGACGCCUCCACCUGCUUCUCCAAAGACGACUGAAGAACGAAGCCACCAACGCGUCCCGAGCGACGCCACGGCGAGUAGUGUUGCCGCAGUUCCAGUCAGUGACUCUCAGCAGCUGCAAGGAGUCAACGGAGAUGCUGCCCUCAACCAAUCACUUACAUCUCAACCAAGCACCACCCAGCAGGUUCAGCACAGUGCUGCAGAUGCAGCCCAGGACCAAAGCAAGGCUGUUCCUGCCUCCGGCGGUGCCGCCAGCACCCCCACACAGGCUGCGUGGAACCCCUUUGACGAUGACAACUUCUCCAACCUCACUGCUGAGGAAUUCAAAGCGGAAGACAAAAAGCCGAAUGACCUUCCUUCAGAGGCUGAGAUGACAUCGACAGAAGAGUUGAUACCAGGCCUGCAGGCCUCAACUGUGGAAAAUGAUCCUCAAGAAACAACAUUGCUCUGUUUACCAGUUGAAAGGCCAUCAGCCCUCCUUGACGUGGAGGCAGGAGCCUCUCUGCUGGCUGUACCAGAUCCUUUCGGUACCCUCGAACUCUUAGAUGCACCAGAGAAGCUGAUUGAAGGACUCAAAUCUCCUGACACGUCUUCACUCAUGCUUCCUGACCUCUUGUCAUUGUCUGAUCCCUUCGGUGGCUCUCUGGAGGAGUCUGCAAAAGACUCUCUCACUGCAGACGAAUCUCUCCUCGGCUGCUCUCUGAUCUCUGCUCCGUCCGGCCCUCCAGCAGCGAACAGUGCCACCUCCUCCGUAUCCUCUGCCCCCACCUCCGCCGCUUCCGCUCUGGAUGAUUUCUGUCUGUUUUCUGGAGAUGUCGCGCAGCCCAAAGCAGAUUCGUCUCUCCUGAUCUCAGACUUCGAGCCGCAGCAAGCCGGUGGAGAGGCAGAAACGGAGGACGAGUUUGAUCCCAUACCCGUCACUGGCCGAAAGAACUCCCAAGUUUCAGGAGGCCACUCGCGCAGUAACAGUGGCGGCUCUGAAUCCAGCUUGCCCAGCCUGGCUCGCUCCCUGCUGCUGGUGGACCAGCUCAUCGACUUGUAGGCGGCCCCAAGCCCCCCCGCCCCCUCCCGCCCAGUAGAAGCUGUAACACUGGAUUAUAGACUGGCAUAGCAUAACUGCAAUCAACACUGUUGUCAUAGCUAUCUUCCUGCAACCCUGGCUGUCAACUUCAUUGUAGCUCCUACAGUAGAAGCGUCCUUCGCCUUCCAGUGCUUCUUCAUUCCCGCCCUCGCCGCUGUGGCGACCGCAUCAUCUGGCUUCUCUUCACCUCUUCUCUCUCACUCUCUCGCUCACAUUUUCUCUUUGUUGUAGUCUCUGUGUCAUCCAUCGGCUCAACACACUAACAUCAUCCUUUCUAAAGAUUAACCAUUGCACCUUUCAGUCAAUCAGGAUAUAAUAUCGCUAUCCAGUUUGUUUGAACAAUAUUACAUUAUGUCUAAUAGCAAACAAUAGAAGAUCAUUGUUGUAAUGUACAAUAGGCAUAGUUAUAAGUGGUCGUAGUUAUUAUCGUGCACAUGUGAAUUUUGUCGUUGUUUGGCCUUUUAAGUUCUCCUCUCCAGAUUAAUUUGCACAUUAUCAAGUGGAGAAGUGAAAUGAUAAUUUGUUCAAACGUUUAUUUCUUCUACAAAGGGAAACCUAUUUGAAACCUGUCGUGUAGCCUGACUUGCACAGUAGCAUAAGUGUUGCCUGGAAUAUCUCUAAAAAAAAAAUGAUGCUGCUAUAGAUUAGAGUGAAACGUGAAAUGAAAUUGUGUCACAAUCGGGGAAACAAAACAGCCAUAACCACACAUCCUACUUCUCUUUCUGCUUCAAGCACCGUGCAAGGUUAUUGUGAGGAACAGACGAGCAGGACACAAACAGUUUCUCUCAUCAGUGCCAUUAGAUAAUAUGUGAAGCAAACUGCUGACUGGAAGAGUCCGGGAUGUGUACAGUAUCUGCUAAACUCUAAAUAUAACUACAAUUUAUUUAAAAAGAGGAAUGUCAAGGUGAAGUUGUUUUCCAGACAAAGUGUACUUUGAAAACAAGGACCUGUUCUUAUAUGCGGUUAUUUUGAGCUUAACGUUUUAAUUUUUAUCCUCGAGGCAAGCAACUAGAUGACAAAUCAUGGUCAUUUAACAGUGUUUAUCGCAGUGUGCCAUACCAACAGACAAUGCAUGAAAUCAUGACAACAAUUUGAAUAUUCAACAGUCAUAGGGACAUGUAGUAAUAGUAGAUAUGACUAUUCAGGUUAUUCUUGGCACUAACAGAAAAAAGAAGAGAAUUUACACUCACUCACAUUUGUUCAUAUCAACUCAGCAUUGUGCAACCCCUUCCUACAUCCCUGCCAUUUGUUUAAUCAUAACGUCUGUAAAUAGAUCUCUGGACCCCUGCAGGCUCUGAUCCAGACCAUAGUAUUGGUUAUUCUUCCCAUGUAUAUAUGAAAGUCAUUGUCAUGAAGCUUUACUUGUGGAAAACAUCUUGCUUUACAUUUGAAAUCCGUCAUAUAUAUGUCAUAUAUAUAUCAUUCAUAUAUGAGAUAUAUAUAUAUAUAUAUAAUAUAAUGACAUUGUUUUCCUGUUAAUAAAUGUUAAUAUGAAUAGAGUGUUAGAGAAUGAAUGUAAGAAAUAAAUAUUAGUCUAUGAUGGAAAAAAAAUCUAUAUAUAUAUAAUUCUUAACACCAAUAAUCACUGAAUAAUAUUGAAGAAUACUAUAAAUAUUUCAUUCCUCUUUGUGGGAUUGUGUGUUGAGAAAGUUUUUUUUCAGUUUUUUUUCUCUCGUUCAUAUCUACUCAAUAGCUGUCACACAAGAAACUGUAUAGAUGAUAAUCCUAGUCUCUGUUGGACCUGGAAGAUUAGGCUGAAUCCCAUGUCUUGUUCCAUCUCCGUGAAAAGAAAGUGAGCCUGUUGUUAUGUCUGUUUACAUGGACUGAUGAAGGAUUAUAUUUUUACUGAAAAACAGUCUACAGUUUUCUGGAGAGCCGGAGCUCUUGGUCCUGCUUCACGUCAUAAUUGCUGAAAGUUUUUUUUGUUUUGUUUUUUUUCAAAUUGUGCUUUGUAAAGCUUUUGCUCUCUGCGUUUACCGGUUUUAGUGAUCACAGAAUUCAUAUCAAAACGCAUGGCAGUGUCGUUGAAUGUUCCGUUCAUGUGCGUUGGUGGUAUACAGUGUUAUGAUAAGUAUGUAUGUAUGUGUGUGCGUGGAGUCAGACGUGUUUUCCAGUAGCCUACUUGUGUUGUUGUUUGCUGCAAACAUGGCGACAGUCACGUUGUCAUUAAAGUUCUCUUCAGAAAGCACAGUCUCCCCCCCCCCCCCUAAAUUCUCUCAGGUAGUCAGAGCUACAUAACCCUCUCUGAGAGUUGGACACGUACAGUAUAUAUUGGCUUACCGCUCCCCGGCGACACUGUCCUCUGGAAGUCUGCGCUCCGUAUUACGGCUGAGAGAAUUUAUCUGACGCAUUAACGUGUGAGGGGCUCUGUGUGAAGUAAUCUGCCAGUUUUACAGUGGCGACACGACACUGUUUGCUGUGGCAGUGGUUUGAUUAUCUGACGGCAGCUGUCCAGGGCCCGAAAAAUCAGCUCCAAUAUCAGCAAUAUAAAUGUUUCUGUAGGAUCAAACAAAGUCAUUUUGCUUCCCAUCCAUGAAUACAGAGGGAAAAACACCUCCACCUCAACGUUGUCAUAUGAGAAAGGAUAUCUUCUCUACAUUACAGUAUGUUUUUGUGAGAUUUACCUUAACUGCUGCAUUCUGGAAGUGGGAAAGAUACUAUUCAUAAUUAUUUGUGUUUCAAUUAAAAGUCCGAUAAUGCUGGUUGCAUAUACUCCACAUAAAUACAUGUUAUGUUGGAUCAAAUGUAGUUUCCCUGUUGAAUGGAGCAGAAAAAAAUAAAUCUCACAUCACCUCCAAACUUUAAAUCCAGAUAUAUUAAGAAUAGUACUAAAAUGAUGGUGCAUAGUCAGUGACCUAUUCACUUCAUCUUUGAUCAUAAAUGGUAAAGAAGUUUCAUGAUUAUGGGUUUAAACUUAUCGGUAUCAAUGUUUUUGAAUUCGCCCCCAAAAUUAAAGUGGAACUCACUUUGUCUAAAACACAUAAACGUAUUAAAAUGAGCAACAAUCUCCUUUGGGGCUUAUAAACUGUAGGUACUGCAUGUGCUUAUGAUGGCUUAUGUUUCGUUAUUCUUAAUAAUCAUCUCUUAUGGUCCUUCGACUGAACAGCUCAGUCAUUUGCGGUUACUGUUUGAACCUAUGCAACCCCCGAGCUUUCUCCCUGUAGCUGCCCGUGUGCUGUUGUGAUCGGUGAAGACGAGCAGGUAGCGAGGUUAGUCCUCGGUGUGGAACAGGAGCCCCUCGUUCUCCCCGUUGUUUUUUGCCAAAAGAUGAAAUCUGAUCCUCUUGAGUGUUUUUGAAAACGCCUCUUUUUGUCUGUUUGGCCCAAACCUGCGUCAGAGCAGUGGUAUCGUGUGCUCCCUCUAUUUUUGUGAGAUAAUUAAAAGAAUUAUAACGGAAUAGGAAAUAAAAUACAAAUGUGAAUGUCAA
Molecule: messenger RNA, 7233 nt
Organism: Scophthalmus maximus (turbot)
Lineage: Eukaryota; Metazoa; Chordata; Actinopteri; Pleuronectiformes; Scophthalmidae
Product: AP2-associated protein kinase 1-like
Exons: 20
Coding region: 1041-3767 (908 amino acids)
Biological process (GO): protein phosphorylation
Molecular function (GO): protein kinase activity; ATP binding
Source: RefSeq, a predicted model, not a curated record